GAAGCUUUAAGUCAGUAGCUAGCUAGCCAGUGCCAGUAGCUAAAGCAGACCACAGCAGUUGGGAGAUCCAAUCCAGGCCGACAUGCCCCAUCUCACCACUUCCUCUGCAGCCGCCUUCGGCGUCGCCGGCGGCGGCGGCCACCCAGUCUUCCGUCCCCUUCCUCGCCGCACGCAGCUGCGGGCGCGGGCAGCGUGGGCGGCCGGGGGAGGCGUGCGCACGGCGGAGCUGCCGCAGCCGACCUUCUACGAGCUGCUGGGGAUCUCGGCGGAGGGGAGCAGCUUCGAGGACGUGCGCGCGGCGUACCGGCGGAUGGCGCGCAAGUACCACCCGGACGUCUCCCCGCCGGACGCCGCCAAGGAGCACACCCGCCGCUUCAUCCAGGUCCAGGAGGCCUACGAGACGCUCUCCGACCCCAGCCGCCGCAGCAGCUACGACCAGGCGCUCGCCCGCGGCGUCUGCAGGCUCGCCUUCGACCCGGCCUCGCGCCGCCACGCCUCCAAUUCCGCCUUCUACCACCAGGAGAUGGAAGAGAAGUCUGGAUGGAGGACGUCUUGGGAAGGCCAAAUCGCCGAGCUGAAGAAGAGGAGCACAGGGAAGGAUUCUGAGGAGAACCUGUCCUGGGGGGCUCGGAUGCGAAGGAGAAGGGCUGAUCAAAUGUGACAGUGAUCUCCAGGCACAUGAUGCGUACUUGUUGUAUGUAGCAUUUGAAUUGUUUAUAUCUUUGAGUAGCAAAAUUAGAAGCGCUAUGAUUAAUGAUAGUUAGGUUUGGAAUACAACAGCGCUAAAGCUUACCAGUUGUGGUUACAUAUAUAGUUCAAGUAGGUGGCAGGGUUUUUGUAAAACUCAAAUGUGCUGCUCUUCCUUGAAUCUUGCCCCUGGUCCAAUGUAAAUAUAACCAGAUAAAAAUAAUCUAAGCUAGUAGUACUUUGAA
Lolium rigidum is the source of this 932-nucleotide messenger RNA. RefSeq names its product chaperone protein dnaJ 20, chloroplastic-like. The transcript has 2 exons. Gene Ontology annotation, cellular component: chloroplast. Bases 83 to 661 code for a protein of 192 amino acids. Lineage: Eukaryota; Viridiplantae; Streptophyta; Magnoliopsida; Poales; Poaceae. The record is from RefSeq and is a predicted model, not a curated record.